Molecule: messenger RNA, 892 nt
Organism: Mollisia scopiformis
Lineage: Eukaryota; Fungi; Ascomycota; Leotiomycetes; Helotiales; Mollisiaceae
Exons: 4
Coding region: 111-731 (206 amino acids)
Source: RefSeq, a predicted model, not a curated record
UGGAAGAACGUUUGUUUCAAUUGAUUUUAUCUUAUUCUUAACUUUGCUUCUGUGUCUAGGAGUUACAGAUCAAGCAUUUGAGACUACAAAUAAUUGUGGAAAGACACAAGAUGUUUUCAAAUCCGAUAAUAAUUGGGCUAUUGUGCCUGACAGGAGUCAACGCACAAACUGCAACCGAAACAGCAGAGAGUGGCCAAUUAUUACCAACUCAAUCAUCACUCCUAGUAUCCGCCCUCUCAGCCUACGAAACCAGCGCCCUAGCAGCAUCACAGUUCUCCGCCAUUGCUUCAGAGCUUGCUACCGCCACCGCUGGGCCUGCAGACCUCCUCGUACUAGCUGCUGAUGCGAUCGCGCAAGAUAAUGCUGGCGGGACUUCCUUCAGUGCCGAGGUAGCCUCCGUCCUCUCCGAAUACCCUCCUGAUGUCUCCUCCUGGUUUGUUUCUCUCACAAUGGGCGAGCAAAACAUCGUUACGAGUGUGCUGGGCACCACGCUGGUUCCUACUGGUGCGGCGGAUGAUCUUGGUGGAACGAGUUCUGGGACGGGGCCAGUAGUUGUUGCGACUGCUACAGGGAGUGGGACGACGGUCACGGGCACUGGGACAGCGGGGGCAAGUAAGACGACGAGUAGUGCUUCGAAGAACGCUGGACCGACGUUGGGAGCGAUGAGCGGUGCUGCAUGUGGUGUGGUAGCUUUUGGAGCUGCUGCUGCUUGCGCUAUUGGAAUGAUGUAGUCGCCAGAUGGAGCGUACGAGUUUCUCCCAGUAUUGUCGGUCAGGGCAAAAUCGUUCCGCCGACUCUGGAAAUUUUGCUAGACCGGGCUUUGCUACAGCAGACUCAAGAGGUCACCAAAUAAGUCAAGUGCUGUAGUGAUUAGUUCAGGAGAAGAUAUUCA